Messenger RNA from Aspergillus steynii IBT 23096, 759 nucleotides. Its product is annotated as putative phosphoserine phosphatase. Gene Ontology annotation, molecular function: phosphatase activity. The transcript has 6 exons. Lineage: Eukaryota; Fungi; Ascomycota; Eurotiomycetes; Eurotiales; Aspergillaceae. The coding region runs from base 1 to 759 and encodes 252 amino acids. The record is from RefSeq and is a predicted model, not a curated record.
AUGGGCUCUCAGUGCGUCGAGUUGCCCUACAUCGCAGGCGACCCCAACAUCAUCUUCUUCACUGAUUUUGAUGGCACAAUAACAUUAGAAGAUAGCAAUGACCAUCUGGUCGACAAUCUUGGAUUCGGCAUUGAAAAACGGCGAGCCCUCGAGCUCGACGUUCUAAAGGGCAAGCUCGCUUUCAGAGAUGCCUUCAAAGUCAUGCUGGACAGCGUCCCGCUUCCCUUCGAUGAAUGCGUUCGCAUACUGCAAAGGAACAUAAAGUUCGACCCCUAUUUCGUCGAAUUCUACCAUUGGGCCAGCGAUAACAACGUUCCCAUCGUGGUGCUGUCCUCGGGCAUGACCCCGAUUAUCAAGGCCCUGCUGCAGAAUGCUUUGGGCGACGAAUCUGGCAACAUUUUUGUCAUUGCCAACGACGUGGAAGCACGCGAGGGCAAGCUGAUCGACGAGGCCGGCGGCUGGCAAAUAAAAUAUCGUGAUGAAAGUCAGUAUGGUCACGAUAAAUCCCGGGCCAUCACGCCAUACGCCUCCCUUCCGGAGGGGAUCCGGCCGAUCCUCAUGUUUGCUGGAGACGGAGUGUCGGACUUGUCGGCUGCUUCUGGAUCUCAUAUUCUCUUUGCAAAGCAAGGACUCGAUCUAGCGCGAUACUGCGCCGAACGCAAAAUGCCAUUUGUUCCGUUCAAUAAUUGGGCUUCUAUUCGAGCUGCUGUGCAAGAUAUCAAUGAGGGCGGCCUGCGAAAUGACCGUCUCAAGAACUGA